AUGAAUCGACCAGCCUUGUAUCACCAAUAUAACGAAGUCCAGCGCUAUGUGGCCGACAAGGUUUGGAAUAAAUAUUCCAAAUGGUUGCAGUGGCGUUACGAUGGCCAGGAUAUCCUCUUGGAUGUGGGCACCGGUACCGGUAAUGUUCUCAUGGAAAUCGUCAAACCGCGCAUCACCAAAUCGUAUCGGAAAAUUGUCGGUGUCGAUGUGGCGCCCGAUGCCAUAGAAUUUGCCCAAAAUUAUUAUCGUUCGCCGAAAAAGUGUGAAUUUCGUGUUAUGGACAUCUGUACGGAACUGCCCAUGCCGAAAGAUCUGAUGGGACAAAUCGAUCAUGUCACAUCAUUCAAUUGCCUACAUUGGCUAGAGAAUCAAGAGUAAG
Molecule: messenger RNA, 379 nt
Organism: Musca vetustissima
Lineage: Eukaryota; Metazoa; Arthropoda; Insecta; Diptera; Muscidae
Product: juvenile hormone acid O-methyltransferase-like
Exons: 1
Coding region: 1-378 (125 amino acids)
Source: RefSeq, a predicted model, not a curated record